AUGCAUCUUUACCUUGGGUCCAACCCCCGGACUAUUUAUCUGGUGACUGGUUCCCACGAAGAAAACCUGGGACGGCCUCAGCGCGCGUUGGUAUUUCGUGCUGCCGAAGGAAAUCCUGCACAGGCAGUCGUAGAGUUUCUGCCCAAGGAUGAAGUUAAUCUCGCCAAUGCCAUCAGGUUGACAACUAGGGUUGUCAAGGGGUGCUUGGGUCUCAUUUGCAUCGACAAUGAAACAUUCCUUGCCGUCAUAACCUCUGCUACUGAAGUCGGAAACACACGUCCAUCUGAAUCAUCACCCGAGGCAGUUGCCAGGAUCCACGAAGUUCUUUUCUACUGCUUAACUUCAUCUACAUGGGAUGACUUUUCAGCGUCUCAAGAUACCAUGCUCGGCCCAGAUACCGCUGAUGCAAUCAUGAUACGUGAAAAUUAUCCUCAUUCUACGCCUCCACCGUUGUUUGAACAUCCCUGUCUUCCACUUACAAAGAUACUUUCCUCCGGGUCAUUCUAUUAUGCUCUUGAGCCUCAUUGGGAUAUAUCUUCAAGAUUUUCGGAGCGGCUAUCACGAGACCGCUCUAUUUCGAUGGAUAUAGGAACAUUCGACGAGCGUUUUGUAUGGAACGAGUACAUCGUUCGGAGCCUCCUGGAUUUCCGAGAAAAACUUGACUUCCACGAGCGCGAGGAAUUGGAUUCAUGUCAAUUCAUUAUAUUAGCCAUGCAAGGCUAUGUUGGAGUUUUUACUAUGGCUCUGCCAGCUCCACCGACGGAUGGAUCCCCUACAAUCGCGACUUUGUCGUUGAUCUCGCGACUUGGUUGGAAACGUGCUGGUACUCGUUUCAACACACGGGGGGUUGACGAUGACGGAAACACGGCAAAUUUUGUUGAGUCGGAAACGAUCUUCAGUACCGACCAACAUAGCGUUAGCUAUGUGCAAGUUCGUGGUAGCGUUCCUUUGUUUUGGGAGCAACAAGGGAUACAGACUUUUGGGCAACGCAUUCAAAUUACUCGACCACAUGCUUCUCAGCCUGCAUUUGAACGACAUUUCUCUCAUCUAACAGAAGACUAUGGAGCCGUGCACGCAAUUAAUCUGUUAGGAACAAAAGAGAAUGAAGCGAUCCUGACCUCUGCCUAUGCUAAGCACCUACAUAUAGCCCGCAGUAUAUGGGGAGAUGGCUUGGGUAUCACUCAUUACGACUUCCAUAACUCCGUUAGGAUGGGAGGACACGAUAAUAUAAGUGACCGAUUCGGGUUCACAAUGUGCGACAGUAGCUCACGUGAAAUAAUUACGGAACAAAAGGGAGUGUUUAGAACAAACUGCUUAGAUUGCUUAGAUCGCACCAACUUUGUUCAAGAUAUACUCUCCCGCAACUCACUAGAACAGUACCUUAUGCUGGUUCGCCGUGAAUGGGUUCAGUCAGGUGCUCUCUGGACCCAUCAUCGGGAGUUGUGGGCAGAAAAUGGGGAUGCUCUUUCGCGCAUAUAUGCAGGAACAGGAGCUUUAAAUACCAGCUUCACACGAAGCGGAAAACGAACCCUAGCAGGUGUUUUAUCCGAUGCCACAAAAAGUGUCUCGAGGGCAUAUAUUAACAAUUUCCAAGAUAAAGGGAAACAAAUAGCUAUUGACAUGUUCCUGGGCAAUCUGAGCAAUCAGAAACAAGUAAAGAUAUUUGAUCCCAUCCACGAUUCCGUACGGAUAGCUUUGGAGCAGAGGCUCACUGAAUACUCCACUUCGAAAACUUGUAGUAUCUUUGUCGGCACGUGGAAUCUAAACGGUAGACCACCUUCAGAGUCUCUCUUGCCUUGGUUGUUCCCUCGAGAUAACAUUUUUGUCUUGGGAUUUCAGGAGAUUGUUCCUUUGACGGCUCAGCAAAUCGUACAAACAGAUCCUGAGAAAAGACGAAUGUGGGAGACAAGGAUCUUGGAAGCUCUUGAUCGGAGACCACACAAAGCGUACGAUUAUGUCCUUCUCCGGAGUGAACAGCUUGUUGGAACUGCUUUAGUCGUCCUUGUGAGAUCGGAAUUGACGGCUGUCAUCCGAAACGUCGAAGGCACCACUCGCAAAACCGGGUUGCGAGGCAUGUCGGGAAACAAGGGUGCCGUAGGUGUACGGCUGGAUUAUCAUGACACCAGUUUUUGUUUUUUGACAGCACAUCUUGCCGCUGGCCACUCCAACGUUGAAGAGCGUAAUGCUGAUUUUCACACAAUUGUGAAUGGCCUACAUUUUCUGAAAGGAAAGACGGUAGAAAGCCACGAAAAUGUUAUCUGGCUCGCUGAUACCAAUUACCGGAUAGAAUUGGACAACGAAACAGUUAGAUCUUUAGCCGAAGCAGAUGAUUUUGACUCGUUGCUUGCGGCUGACCAGCUCAAACAAGCAAUGGAUAGUAGGGCGAUUUUCGAAGGUUACGAGGAAGGGCCGCUUUUAUUCCGACCCACUUACAAAUAUGAUGUCGGUACGGAUAACUAUGACACGAGUGAAAAAUUGCGAAUACCCGCAUGGACAGAUAGAAUUUUGUUCAGAGGUCGUUUUGACUUAACCGCGUACUCUCGAGCUGAAUUGAAAGGGUCGGAUCAUCGUCCUGUCUUCGCGUCAUUUAGGACAAGUGUGCGAAUCAUCGAUACAGCAAAACGAUCGGCGCUUUCCCGAUUAUUGCUCGAAAGUACGCUUGACGCUGCUCCCGGUGAGAUUUUGGAAGAAAAACUUGCCUCAUUGCCUCUUCCAAUAAAUUAUGUUGAGCUUCCACCUCCCAGCUCGGAUGAACAAGCAUGGUGGGAUCACCCAGAUCACCCGAAAGGCGUGUUUCCCAUCUCUACAUUAACUUUGCAACGUCACUCUUCGACAAAUCCAUUCGAUUCGCCUGUAGAUUCGCCGUUGUCUUCUUCUCCAUCCUCUUCAGACGAAGAGCUGUACUCGCACGCACUUGCACUUCAAACUCCUAUCACUCCAAUGCCAGCUUCUCGAAAACCGCCUCCCCCGCCCCCGCCAUACCGAAACCGGACCACUGUGGAGACUCCAUAACACACCAACGCAGCGAAACAGCAUGAUUGUUAGCAAUUGCAUGUCGAUGGCAAGAAAGUAGCCUGGGACAUUUGCCUGCCUACAUAUAAUUACAAAAGUCCUACAUCGGAGAUUAUCUAAUCUGCAUCAGAUAAGGCCCUGUUUCUUAAGAUCCUCAUAUGUCUUCCGGUUAUAGACAUUUCCUUCAUCAUCCUCGAGCUCCUCCAUGGUUUCUUGUUCGAAAAUCUCAUGUCUGCCUUCUUGCUUCAACUUCUCGGCGACUAAGCAUGCAUUUUGUAUGAGUCAGCGUUGCAGGCGACAGGAAUGAUCCAACUCACGUGAAAGAGCAUCCUCAAUACGUGUAAUUUCGUGGAAAUGUUUAGUAUUAGGUAAACCUAAUGCUCUCAUUCCGAACGCAUGUCGAGAUUCCUGUAAUACGUGAUCAGUUAACGCACGACCACAUCUGUUAGAGGAUCUUGCCUGGAAAUGACGAUCAAAGUUUUUCCUGGGACAAAAGCAUGUCAGUUAGCUACAUGGAAGAUCUCACUUUUCGAACAUACCUUCCCAUGUAAACAUGAUC
Serpula lacrymans var. lacrymans S7.9 is the source of this 3571-nucleotide messenger RNA. RefSeq lists its product as uncharacterized. The transcript is spliced from 21 exons. Gene Ontology annotation, cellular component: cytoplasm; membrane. Gene Ontology annotation, molecular function: phosphatidylinositol-4,5-bisphosphate 5-phosphatase activity; phosphatidylinositol-3,5-bisphosphate 5-phosphatase activity. Gene Ontology annotation, biological process: phosphatidylinositol dephosphorylation. NCBI's taxonomy places the organism in Eukaryota, Fungi, Basidiomycota, Agaricomycetes, Boletales, Serpulaceae. The coding region runs from base 1 to 3012 and encodes 1003 amino acids. The record is from RefSeq and is a predicted model, not a curated record.